CUAAAGUUUAUUUACAAAAUGGGAAAUUGCUUCAGUCGUUCCGCUAAUAAAAAUGCGAAAAAAGAAUUAACUGGACAGCCGCCUGCAGAUAGAACAAUUCUCGACAACUGCCCAACAUCUUUAUCUUCCUUAGGUGUACAAACGCAUGAGCCUUCUGUUACAAAUUUGAGAUAUACUUCUGAUCCGACUUGCCGAAACGGUCCAAGUUUACCCCCAGUUCCAUCGGAUUCUGACAGUUCAUCUGGAUCCAGCGGGAAAAUUUUUGUAGCCCUUUAUGAUUACGAUGCCAGAACAGAUGAGGAUUUAAGUUUUAAAAAGGGUGAACAUUUAGAAGUUUUGAAUGAUACUCAAGGUGACUGGUGGUUUGCUCGGUCUAAAGCUACCAAGCAAGAAGGAUACAUUCCCUCAAAUUAUGUGGCAAAGUUGAAAUCUAUUGAAGCUGAACCUUGGUAUUUUGGAAAAAUCAAGCGUAUCGAAGCUGAGAAAAAACUGCUUCUGCCUGAAAACGAACACGGAGCAUUCUUAAUUAGAGACAGUGAAAGCCGAAGGAAUGACUUUUCACUUUCAGUUCGUGAUGGUGAUACUGUGAAACACUACAGGAUUCGCCAAUUGGAUGAAGGUGGAUUUUUUAUUGCCCGACGAACUGCUUUCAGAACUUUACAAGAAUUGGUGGAACAUUACAGCAAAGAUGCUGAUGGUUUAUGUGUCAAUCUACGAAAACCUUGUAUUCAGGUUGAAAAGCCAACCACUGGUGGUUUGUCUCAUAAUACAAGAGAUCACUGGGAGAUAGAUAGAAGCUCUCUCAACUUUGUACGUAAAUUAGGACAGGGACAGUUUGGAGAAGUAUGGGAAGGAUUGUGGAACAACACAACCCCUGUAGCCAUAAAAACUUUGAAAACAGGUACAAUGGAUCCAAAAGAUUUCUUAGCCGAAGCUCAAAUAAUGAAGAAAUUGAGGCAUCCUAAAUUAGUGCAACUCUAUGCUGUCUGUACUUUAGAGGAACCAAUUUAUAUCAUUACCGAAUUAAUGAAGCAUGGAAGUCUCUUAGAGUACUUACAAGGAAAAGCAAGGGCUUUGAAGUUGCCUCAACUUAUUGAUAUGGCUGCUCAAAUAGCUUCAGGAAUGGCAUACCUAGAGUCUCAAAAUUACAUUCAUCGUGAUCUAGCUGCUAGAAAUAUACUUGUUGGCGAAAAUAACAUAGUUAAAAUAGCUGAUUUUGGCCUAGCACGUCUGAUUAAGGAAGAUGAAUAUGAAGCUCGUGUGGGAGCUAGGUUCCCCAUCAAAUGGACUGCUCCGGAAGCUGCAAAUUACAGCAAAUUUUCAAUCAAAUCCGAUGUAUGGUCUUUUGGUAUUUUGCUGACUGAGUUAGUGACUUAUGGAAGAAUUCCUUAUCCAGGGAUGACUAAUGCCGAAGUCCUUCAUCAAGUAGAACAUGGCUACCGCAUGCCUUGCCCACCUGGAUGUCCCCCUGCUCUGUACGACAUCAUGUUGGAAACGUGGCAUAAAGAUCCCAUGAAACGUCCCACAUUCGAAACUCUGCAGUGGAAAUUGGAAGACUUCUUUACCUUAGAAGGCUCUGAGUAUAAAGAAGCUUCCAUUGCCUACUGA
Molecule: messenger RNA, 1608 nt
Organism: Uloborus diversus
Lineage: Eukaryota; Metazoa; Arthropoda; Arachnida; Araneae; Uloboridae
Product: tyrosine-protein kinase Src42A-like
Exons: 8
Coding region: 19-1608 (529 amino acids)
Biological process (GO): cell surface receptor protein tyrosine kinase signaling pathway; cell differentiation; protein phosphorylation
Cellular component (GO): extrinsic component of cytoplasmic side of plasma membrane
Molecular function (GO): signaling receptor binding; ATP binding; non-membrane spanning protein tyrosine kinase activity
Source: RefSeq, a predicted model, not a curated record